This is a messenger RNA of Coregonus clupeaformis (lake whitefish), 1750 nucleotides long. RefSeq names its product Golgi to ER traffic protein 4 homolog. Gene Ontology annotation, biological process: protein insertion into ER membrane. NCBI's taxonomy places the organism in Eukaryota, Metazoa, Chordata, Actinopteri, Salmoniformes, Salmonidae. Gene Ontology annotation, molecular function: protein binding. Bases 66 to 1037 code for a protein of 323 amino acids. The record is from RefSeq and is a predicted model, not a curated record. Gene Ontology annotation, cellular component: BAT3 complex; cytosol. The transcript is spliced from 9 exons.
GCAUCCGCUUUCUGCACUGUCUAUGUCAACGUCUUGUUGUUAGGCCGAGCUGCUGGGAACAAACAAUGAUGUCGGAGCAGGAGGCUCUGAAGUGCUCCAGUGCGAGAAACCGUGGAGGAACGCAGCGGGUUGAAGGGAAACUGCGAGCCAGUGUGGAAAAAGGAGAUUACUAUGAGGCUCACCAGAUGUACAGAACCUUAUUUUUUAGGUAUAUUUCACAGGCAAAGCAUGCCGAUGCCAGGGAGUUGAUGUACAAUGGCGCCCAGCUCUUCUUCAGCUACAACCAGCUAAACAGUGCUGCAGACCUGUCAAUGUUGGUGCUAGAGUCUUUGGAGAAAUCCGAGGCAAAGGUAGAGGACGAAGACUUAGAGCAACUGGCAAAGCUGUUCAGUUUGAUGGACCCCAACUCCCCAGAGAGAGUAGCUUUUGUGUCCCGCGCACUGAAGUGGUCCACAGGUGGCUCGGGGAAGCUGGGCGCCCCCAAACUGCAUCAGCUCCUAGCAGUCACCUUGUGGAAAGAGCAAAACUACAGUGAGUCUCGCUACCACUUCUUGCACUCCUCUGAUGGAGAGGGCUGUGCCCAGAUGCUGGUGGAGUACUCAGCGCAGCGGGGCUUUCGCAGUGAGGUGGACAUGUUUGUGACGCAGGCCGUCCUACAGUUCCUCUGUUUAAAGAACAAAAACAGUGCGUCUGUAGUUUUCAGCACAUAUACGCAGAAACACCCCUCUAUAGAGAAGGACCCUCCCUUUGUGCAGCCCUUGCUCAACUUCAUCUGGUUUCUCUUGCUGGCAGUGGAUGGAGGCAAAUUAACAGUGUUCACAGUGCUAUGUGAGCAGUAUCAGCCUUCCCUGAAGAGGGACCCUAUGUAUAAUGAGUAUCUCGACAGAAUAGGACAGCUUUUCUUCGGGGUGCCACCCAAACAGUCCUCAUCAUAUGGUGGAUUGCUAGGAAACCUGUUGAACAGCCUGAUGGGCUCAGGUGAGGAUGAGGAGGGAGAGGAAGCACAGGAGCACGGCAGCCCCAUCGAACUGGACUGAGAGCACCCGGGGGUAGAAGAGGCGUACUGGUCUCCUCCUGACCCCUCCCCCCAGUUCUCCCAGACAUCCAACCAGAACCCGAACAAAGAGCAGGCCAAACCAUCCCUCUCAGCACUGCCUGGACUGCGCCAAAAUGCAAACUCCUUCCGUUUGAGUUAAUAUUAUAAUAUUUUUAGUUUUAUUUUAAUAUUUUUUGUUUCUUAGUUUUGGACAAUUUUCUGUGUAGGUUUUUUUUUUUUUUUUUUUAAGGAUAAGAGAGCAACUGCAAUCCUUCCUUCCCUGGACUUAUUAUCUCUCAUCCACAGGGACAGAAAAGAUUCAACAAUGGCUGCGUAUUAAUUUCAGUCAUAAUUCAACUCAUAAAAUAACAUGUCGUCCUGGGAUACAACAACAAAGAAACCCCCUUUUCAUUCUAGGGAGUGCUGCUUUUUCUCCUCAUGCACCAUGCAUCCACCACAGGUGCAGGUAGUAAUUUGUAUUAAAAAGUUACUAUAAACAACUUGUAAUCCAUGUAAAUGUUCAACAAUAAUCAAGAGUGAUAGGGGUGUGGUGAGCUGCAUGGUGUAGAGGGAGAGACAUACCUGUCAGGCAUCGUACACCUGGCAGCAAGUUAAGUCGACAGGAGUGGAUGGGUAGAUGGCACAGGAGGUUGGUGGCACCUUAAUUGGGGAGGACAGGCUCGCAGUAAUGGCUGGAGUGGAAUGGUAUCAAAC